AUGUCGUGGACAGGCUUCAAGAAAGCCGUUAAUCGCGCUGGCGUCCAGGUCAUGCUCAAAGCAGGCCAAAUGGAUGAGUCUACAGACCCGGAAUUCGACUAUCUAGAAAAAAGAUACAGAACCAUGGAGUCCUCGAUGUUGCGGCUUCACAAGGAUCUCCGGUUGUAUAAGGAGUCGCUCCGAGCAUUGACCACAGCUCAGGCUGGGGUCACGGAAGUGCUUUCGGACUUCUACGGAACUGAGGAGAACAACAUUGCCCAUGUCUACCACAAUGCCAUGAAAGGAAUCAUCACAUCUGGGGUAGAUGAGCUUGAGAAACCAUUCAGCCAGACAGUGUUGAAUCCCAUUGAACGAUUCAACUCAUACUACGUGGAUGUGAAUGAAGCUAUCAAGAAAAGAGCACAUAAGAAGCUUGAUUACGAUUCGUUGCAAAACAAGGUCCGGCGUCUCAGUGACGUAGCCAAUUUGGAUAAAGCCAGUGUUGAGGCACUAGACGACACAAAGUUCAGAGAGGCGGAGCAGCAGUUCCACGAAGCCGAAGAAAAGUACACGAAGCUAAAUUCGCAACUCAAGGAGGAGCUUCCUGAAUUGAUCGCUAUGCGGAUUCCAUACUUAAACCCGUCCUUUGAGGCAUUCGUAAAGAUCCAAUUGCGAUUUUUCAGCGAGAACUAUGCUCGAAUGGAGGAGGUGCAAAAGAAAUUGGAUGCGCAAACACGCGAAGAUUUUGCUUCGGGUAAGUUGGAAGAGCGCAUGGAUGAGGUGUUAGGCCAAAUCAAAAAGCUCAGCACCGCCGUUUAA
Clavispora lusitaniae ATCC 42720 is the source of this 798-nucleotide messenger RNA. It is a transcript of the gene RVS162, whose product is annotated as Rvs162p. Gene Ontology annotation, cellular component: actin cortical patch; Rvs161p-Rvs167p complex; mating projection tip. Gene Ontology annotation, biological process: endocytosis; actin cortical patch localization; plasma membrane tubulation. Lineage: Eukaryota; Fungi; Ascomycota; Pichiomycetes; Serinales; Metschnikowiaceae. Gene Ontology annotation, molecular function: protein domain specific binding; lipid binding. The record is from RefSeq and is a predicted model, not a curated record.